AUGACAGAUUUCAUUAUUGGUACAUGCUAUCCAUUUUUAACUGGUUGUUAUCGUAGCCCAUCAUCAAUAUGUCUCGAUUGGCGUGAAAUAUGUGAUGGUGAUUUUGAUUGUAUCAAUGUAGAAGAUGAGGAAUUGUGUCAAAUAUUAGAAGUAAAUGAAUGUUCUGACAAUGAAUAUUGAUGUCACUUCGGUGGUCAAUGUAUUCCAUUAAUAUUUGUUCGCGAUGGACAGAUAAGUGUAGA
Molecule: messenger RNA, 242 nt
Organism: Rotaria sp. Silwood1
Lineage: Eukaryota; Metazoa; Rotifera; Eurotatoria; Philodinida; Philodinidae
Source: the annotation of a GenBank genome assembly